Geodia barretti is the source of this 1221-nucleotide messenger RNA. The record is from the annotation of a GenBank genome assembly. NCBI's taxonomy places the organism in Eukaryota, Metazoa, Porifera, Demospongiae, Tetractinellida, Geodiidae.
UUGACCAGCCAAGUUCAGAUCCCCGAAAACCUUUCCACCAUCACCCGCCGGGGCGUGAGCCGGAUCAUCUCCGAGGAAGACUUCACCGCCAUGCUGCGGCAGGGUCGGCCGCUACGGCUGAAAAUGGGUUUCGAUCCCAGCCGGCCGGACAUCCACCUGGGCCACGUGGUGGGGCUCCGUAAACUGCGGCAACUACAGGAUCUGGGCCACCAGGUGAUCCUCAUCGUGGGCGACUGGACGGCGCAGAUCGGGGAUCCUUCGGGCCGCUCGGCGACGCGCACCAUGCUGACGCACGCCGAAGUCCUCGAAAACGCCGAGUCGUACAUGCGGCAGUUCUUCAAGGUGGUGGACCGCGACCGGACCCAGGUCGAAUGGCAAAGCCAGUGGUUCGGAGAGUUCACGCUGGCCAACGUGAUCGAGCUCACCAGCCGGUUCACGAUCAACCAGUUCCUGCACCGCGAGGAUUUCGCCAACCGAUACUCGCAGAACCAGCCCAUCGCGAUUACCGAGAUGCUGUACCCGCUGAUGCAGGCCUACGACUCGGUGGUCAUCGAGUCGGACGUGGAAUUCGGCGGGACGGACCAGAUGUUCAACCUGCUGGUGGGGCGCGAGCUGCAGGGGAUGAUGGGGCAAACGCCCCAGCAGUGUUUCAUGAUGCCCAUCCUGGUGGGGACCGACGGCGUGCAGAAGAUGAGCAAGAGCCUCGGCAACUACGUGGCGUUGGAAGAACCGCCGGAAGAGAUGUACGGCAAGCUGAUGUCCCUGCCCGACGAGUUGAUCACGUCAUACUACGAGUACCUGACCGACGUGCCGGACGCGGACAUCGACGAGAUGACGCAAGCGAUGAAGUCGGAAACGGCCAACCCGAUGGAUUUCAAGAAGGGGCUGGCGCAUCGGAUAACGACCACCUUCCACGACAAUGAAGCGGCUGACGGCGCCCAGUCGAAUUUCGAGCAGGUUGUGCAGCGGCGGGACAUGCCGGACGAGAUGCCGGAGGUUGCGCUGGCAGAAGUAUACGGUUUGCCGAUCCACCGCCUGCUGGUGCAGACCGGGCUGGCGAGCAGCAACGGCGAAGCGCGGCGUCUGCUGACCCAGGGCGCGGUGGAGCUGAUCCGCACGGACGGGCAGCGGACGAGCGCGUCCAUGGGCGACGAGCCCAGCCUGAACCCGGGCGAUGUGGUGCGCGCGGGACGGCGGCGGUUCGUGCGGGUCGUGGAGUAA